Molecule: messenger RNA, 2751 nt
Organism: Cololabis saira (Pacific saury)
Lineage: Eukaryota; Metazoa; Chordata; Actinopteri; Beloniformes; Belonidae
Gene: phf24
Product: PHD finger protein 24
Exons: 9
Coding region: 297-1574 (425 amino acids)
Source: RefSeq, a predicted model, not a curated record
UGAAGGAGGAGGAGGUUGAGGGAAGAUUUCAGCACCGGAGCUGUCCGCGGCUGUCUCGAAGGAGAUCGUUUCUGCGAAGAGAGAGGAGCUGCUUCCGGCUGUAAAAUUUUCUCCCCGAGACUAAGGGCAAGGGAUAAUAAGCCAUUCAUCUCCCCCGUUUGGGGCUACAGAGUACCAGACCGCGUACUUCAUUCAUCCGAGCCAAGUGUUGCCAUGCUGGACGGCCGGGACUGAGACGGGAAGGUUAAAGUCUCACAUAAGUCGCGGUGAACGCCAGCAAUUUACCAUUUUUCGCCAUGGGAGUGCUUAUGUCAAAGAAGCAGCAGGUGGAGAAGGUGCAGAAAUGCAGUGCUGUCGUCUCUGCCUUCCAGUCGGGUGUUAAGGACCGUGCUGUGCCUUCUGCCGUUGCUGUCAAGCAGGCAGAAGGAGAAGUGGAGGAAGGUGAAGGGCCUACAAAGACGUCAGUCAGUUCCAAUGAGAAAAAUGCAGAGGAAACGGAGGAAAAGGAGGUAGACAGCAAUGCCGGUCCCUCAACCUCCCAGCAGGCCUCGGCUCCAGUUAGAGACGAGUGUAAAGUCAACCAGGAGGCCUGGUCGAGGUUACGGGAUGGGAAAGGAGUGGAGCCUGAAGAUCUUGAGAAGACCCAUCAGCUCACGCCUCCUGCUUUUGUGCGACCAAAGAGGGAACCCGAUGAUGAUCAGCCUGUAGAGGUGGAACUGGAAAAGAAAGAGGAGCCACCAAGUGAUGAGAUGUGUGACGUGUGCGAGGUGUGGACAGCUGAUGACCUGUACCCUUGCAGGAUCUGCACACGGGUGUUCCAUGAUGGCUGCCUGAGGGAGUUGGGCUACCUGCGUGCUGAGGCCUUGCAGGAGAUGAGAGAUGCAGCCCACACCGUUACUGGCUGGAGCUGCUACUAUUGUGACAAUCUCAACCUCCUCCUAACGGAGGAAGAGAUGUACAGUCUAAUGGAGACAUUCAAGCAGUGCAAGAUUAUCCCAGAGUCGUGCCUGGUGUCAGAUGAGCUACUUCAAUACCGCCACUUUGCUUCCAAGCAGCAGUUUGAUAAAGACCUGACUGAUGAACAAGAGGAGGAGGUCUUAGCCCAAUUUGCUGCUCUGGAUCCUGAGAAGAAGGGUCACAUUGAAUGGUCAGACUUUCUCUACUUUGAGUCUCUGGCUGUUUUGAAGAAGUUUCGCACUGAGAACUCUCUGGUGCGUCUGUUGACUGCAAAGGAAAGAGACAAGGCAAGGUCAGUGUUCCUCGGUCUGGACUUGGACGAAGACAGUGUGAUUACAAGGGCAGAAUGGCGCCAGGCCCAGCAGUCCUGGUUUCUCGAGCUCAAAGACUCACAGUCCUGCAAUGUCAGACUCAUGGGAUUCUUCACUCCUAUGAAUUGUGGUAUCAGCCACGUUGGCCCCAUAUGUGAGAACAGCCCGACGAGCUCUGGCAGUGAAAGGAGCAAAACUGAUGAAAGCAGACAGGUGACCUGGGCAGACUUUCUACGGGAGAGCGCCAUCUACAUUUUGGCCGCACGGCCCAAUAGUUCUGCCAUGCACAUCAGGCCCCCCCUAUAGUCCAGGAUACGCCACGACAGCUGGCAGAGAGAGGAAGAGCGAUCCAGUCCACAGCACAGAUGACAGAACGUCACGAGGAUGGCAGGAAACUAGUUACGGCACUGAGGGGCUGCAGAUCAAGCCAUCAACAGAAGCUCUCCUCCUCCACGUCACAUCAAGGCAACACUGACAACACACACACACCAACAACACAAAUGACAACUGUGACAGCUCCCAACUUCUACCCCCAACAGUUUCCAACCCAUGCGAGAGAUAUAAGGGAGUACCACAGAGUCACCAUUAAUUGGUCAGUGAUAUUUCUGAAACUUUCUUCACAGACAGAUGAGACACUAAGAUGGUCGUAGUUGCACAGAAUAAGUUACAUAUCACAGUUUUCCAUGUACAUUUAGUGUGACAGGUUGGUACUCUUCAAGUGUUCAACCCUUCUGUCCUCAUCAUGUCCUAAUGAUAACUCCAUGCUUCUGUAAUGGGAUUGUGUUUCAGCCAUCAAUUGUUCAUCACGCUACACAGAGCCACAUGCAAAUUCAGUAUUGUUCCUGUUUCUAGGAGGAGAUUAACCUCACCGUUGCCAUUAUUAGAACAUACACCAAGCAAGAGUGAAAGCUAUAAUAUAAUAUUACAAGAGAUCUGCUUUACGUACCACUAUACAUCAUUGAAAGCUGCAUUUAUUCCUCUAUCCUAUGAUAUAUAUCCUCUGUUUCUCUCACCAUCUUGCAAAAAUCUAUGUUCUUCUGAAAUACUAACUGUGAAAAGAAAGUGAACAUUUAUGAAAGCUAACCCUGUAAGUGACAUGUAUAUUUACCACCAUAAUGUAUGUAUUGUUGCUGUUGUUCUCUCGGAGCUGCACUAUGAUGAGGUGGAAACAAUCGCUUCUCCUGUUCCGUUAUUAAUGGCACUGGACAGCGCGAUACAUUCGAACUCUUGUGUUAUGAAAUCCUAAACAACAGUAUGAUAUGUGACGUAUUUUUUUCCUUUGCUAAUAUGCCGAUGCACCAUUUAAAAGCUGUUAUGGAAAAUUUGAAGGAAAUUGUUUAAUGUUGGAGAUUGUAUAUGAAUUUAAAUGCACAUGAAACUUCCCUUUGUGUAAUGUUUCUGCUAUGUAUCAAUGGUUCAAGUCUUUUGAAACCUGUUGGUCAGAGAGACAUGUCACAGUGCUGAAAUAAAUGCAUGGCAUUGA